UAUUAUUACGUAUGAAUCAUCUUUAAUUGUUCUAUCACAAUGCUUUCAUUGUUUUGUUUCAUUGUUCACAAUGCAGCGCGUAAUAAUUAUUAUUAUUGUUGUUAUUUUGUCGAAAUUACAUUUUGUAGAAAAUGUUGCUCAGACUUGCCCCGCCCCCCCAGCUAUUAAGGCGCCAUCAUUACCCCAGGAUACCCAGGUUUACCCCAUAAACUCAACGUACACAUAUACUUGCAACAAUUCUAACUUGGUGGGGAACGCUAUCAACAUCUGUACAUUGGGUGGGUGGGCUUACCCAGCUCCACAGUGCCUACAAGUUUGUUACGCACCUCCUGUUGCUACCAAUGGAAGUUAUUCGUUGUUGUCGUCGUAUUAUGUUGUUGGUGGUUCUGUAACUUACACUUGCAAUGCUGGGUUCCUAUUGGUCGGUUCAAUCAGAAACACUUGUUUGAAUAAUUUAACUUGGUCCUCUGCUGCCCCCGAGUGCCAACCAGUGUGCGGAACAGCCCCCUCCCCUAAAACGAACGGCAUCGCACCAACCUACAGCAAGGCAUCUGUUAUAGUGGGUGGGGUUACAUCGUAUGUGAAAGGAACUUCCGCCACUUACACAUGCAAUGCUAGGUAUGGUGUUCCCACGUAUGCAACUGCUGUGUUACUGUGUCUUGGGGGAAACUGGAACGGAUUGAGUCCUAUUUGUAAACCAAAUUGCUUGCAACCCCCCAACCCCCAACCAAACAGCUCAGGGCCGAGAGUCGAUGGUGGAAAUGGAUUCCCGGAAGGCUCAGUUGCUGUGUACGGUUGUAAUGCAGGAUUUGCAUUCAAUGGUUCAUCUACCCUCACAUGCGGGAGCCGUACACCAGGUGUUUGGGGGACUGGUGUCGCACCAUCAUGCGUACGAGCCUGCCCCUCACCACCCAUGGCUGCCAAUGGAAGUUAUUCGUUGUUGUCAUCGUAUUAUGUGGUUGGUGGUUCUGUAACUUACACCUGCAAUGCUGGGUUCCUAUUGGUCGGUUUAAACAGAAACAUUUGUUUGAAAAAUUUGACUUGGUCCUCUGCUGCCCCCGAGUGCCAACCAGUUUGCUAUUCCCCCCCACCCAUCAAUGGAGAGGGCAACAUUACACCUGGGAAGAGGUAUUACAACAUAAACGACACUGUUUCGUAUACAUGCGUUCACGGCAAUUUGUUCGGGAAUUCGUCGAACCAGUGCGUUAGCGCCAACAAGUGGAGGAAUGCAGCUCCGACAUGUUGGCUAAUGUGCUUGCUCCCCCCUGUGGUAGCGAACGGAUUGUACGCUUCAUCGAACACAAAGUACACGGUCAACUCAACCGUGACGUAUUCCUGCAUGAGCGGACACACCUUAGUGGGCGUGGCCGGGGUAACCUGUCAAUCAAACUUCACAUGGGGAAAACCCCCUGUGUGCUUUAAAGGUUGUGGCGUACCACCUCCCUUCAGCAAUGGAAUAUACGUUGCGCGCAAUUAUCCAACUGCAAACAAAGUGAGUGCGGUUGGGAAAGUUCUGUUUCACUUUUGCAUCCCUGGGUUUAGUCUGUCGGGCUCUAAGACUUCCACAUGUCUUGAAUCUGGUCAGUGGGGCGUGACUGGCGAAUCUCCAAUAUGUGGCAUUGUUAAUUGUUCAUCUUCUCCGUGUUAUAACAAUGGUGGCUGUCAUGAUCAGAUCACAUCACCUGAUCAAUUGAGUUUCAACUUUAAUUCAAUUCAAUCUCCGUUUUCUACAUAUUAUUGCAAAUGUGGGAGUGAAUUUGUUGGGUUUAGAUGUCAAACAACAUUGGACAAAGCAAUAUACUUCGCGGUUAGAUACAAUAUGCCGUACCUUCCUAAAUACACCAACACAUCAUCGCUUGCGUUCAACCAAUUAGCAACCUUAUUCAACAUCAACUUCAUGGUCGGCUUCUCAUCUGCGGGGCUGGGCGUGGAUGUUAUUGUUACCAAGAUCACACCAGGAUCAACUGUUAUUCAUUUCUAUGUUGUCCCUUCAACCCCUGAGGAAACCCUCAUUCUGGCGAAGGUGUUGGCUGGGUUUGAGUUAUCUCGCUCUCUUGCUUGGAUAACCAACGCUACAGGAGAAGCAGUUUGCGCCCCCCCACCCACCAUCGUCAUUGGCAACGGAACAAUCACUCCAAUAAAGGAUUAUUACAUCAUACACGAGACAGUGACGUACCAUUGUGUGGUCGGUAGAUUGGUCGGCAACACAACCAACCAGUGCUCUGCUGCCUCCCAGUGGAUGAACCAACCUCCAAAGUGUUUACAAGAUUACUGUGAUGUAACAAUCCACAACAACUUGACCUUUCCACGAACUUCGUUGAACAAUUUCGCAAAAUCUGUUGAGAAAUGUCCGAACGGCAUACCACGUGCGACCAUGCGUUGCAACACCAUUGUUCCAGGUUCCGGAUAUUUCAACACAAACACUUUCACCAUUGUUAGUUGUGACAUCACAGUUGGUGCCAUUGAGUCAAACACAACGUUGACCACACAAAGCAGUGUGGAGCAAACGGCCAACAUACUCGAGAUUGUGACGUCAGCGUUUAAUUUGACGAGUCAUGAGAUUACCUCGGUUGCCACGGUGAUUGAUGACAUCACAACAGCCAUUCAAAGAAACAAUUUCUCGGUGAAUAUUCCAUUGUUACAAAACAUUGCGUUGACAAUAAGCCACAUUAGCGCCACCUUGAGGACACAAACCAUCGCAACGAAUUCCUCGUUUGUUCAAAAUUUGGAUUUCUUCGCAAGGAAAGUGGAAACUAAUGGGGCUUCCCCUGUUCAGAUACAAACUAACCAACUACAAAUAGAGGUGGCCGAAUCAUCACGUAACGCACCAGCGCCGACGUGGUUCGCGAGUCAAUUCCCAUCAACGUGGGUAGUUAACAUAUCGCUACCACUAGAGGCGAUACAGAGAGCAUGGAAGAUGAACAUCGGGUCAAAACUACGGACAAUAUUUGUUUGUCAUCGUGACUCAGCAUUAUUUCCAACCAAUAACAAACCUGGGAUGGUGAUGUCAGCGGAUUUUGGGGUCAGAGGUCGAAUCAUGAACCUGAAGAACCCGGUUACGAUCGAGUUUGUUGGGUUGAAUACGACGCAUGGGAGGCGUAAGGAGGGGGGGAAGAAUUACUUUGUCAACCAACGUUGUGUGUUUUGGGAUUUUGGGACAUCUGAUUGGUCAAGUGAAGGUUGUGGACUUGAUGUUACUAAACAACCUCCAACUUGUGAAUGCAGCCACCUCACCAACUUUGCACUGCUUGUUUCAAUCCACCCCCUACCACCAGAUGUCGUAUUGAACGUACUGAGCAAGAUAGGUUCUGCUAUUUCCAUGUUUUGUUUCCUAGCAACAGCGUUGAUCAUUGUUGCAAACAAGGAAGCACGCAAACAAUCUAUCAUGAUUGUCCAUCUACAUAUUUGCAUCAAUCUGUUGGUCGUUUAUUCAUUCUUCUUGUUUGGGGUUAGCGCAACCAAUAAUAACAACUUAUGUACAACAAUAACCAUCAUUCUGCAUCUUGCUUUCCUUACAAGUUUCAUGUGGAUGGCUGUGUACAGCAAUAAGAUGUAUUUCUCAUUGAUUAAGAUAAUGGCCGGGGUCGGCGAGGAUUAUUUGUUGAAAGCCUCGAUCGUCGCUUACGGGGUUCCUGUGUGCAUCGUCGGUCUAAACGCAGGAAUCGCACUCGGACAUCAACAAGGUUCCCAAACAUACAAAUCACCGCAGAUAUGUUGGUUGCAUGGCAAGUCACUUAUAUAUGGAUUCCUAUUACCUGUGGGUUUGGUGUUGGUCAAUAAUCUCAUCGUGUUUGGACUCGUCAUAAGACAAGUCGUGUUUAAAACUACAAAGAUUCGUUCAACGGCAAAGAAACGAACGAAACAACAGAACAUUAUGAUGUCAUGUGCGAUGUCAUUGUUCCUCGGAUUAACCUGGUUGCUUUGUUACUUUAUGUUGUUGUCAAGCAAUGAGGUUUAUCAACGGAUACUAAACUGGCUGUUUGUGGUGUCUACUUCUGUACAGGGCUUGUUGGUGUUUUACUUUGUUUGCAUCAGAAGAAAAGAUAUGUUCAAGUUCUGGUGGAUUCCUUUGACCUCUAUGUGCCGACCGGGGGAAGAUUAUAUGAUAUCUAUGGAGAGUGGUAGCUCGCAAACUAACGAGACAUCGAUGACAAAGAAAUCAGAUGUUUCGCAAUAUCGUGAUUCAGCUAAAAGUUCACCACAAAAUAACACGGCACAAGAUGACACGGCACAAAAUGACACGGCAGAAAUGGUCGAUGACACAUCAUUAUAAACCUGUUGAUAUUUUUGUGUUUUUAUUGUUCAUGUUUUUGUAUUUAUUGUAAAAAUAUAAUCAUGUAUUUGGAAUGUAAAGUCACUAGGGUGGAUACCAUCUAUCUACAUUAAACAAUUGGGAUUUUCCAUUAAAGAAAUUCUCAAUAAUGACAUCAUAAUUGAUUGUGUGUUUGAUUGUUAUUCCAUUGUUUUAUCAUAGAGGACAAUGAAAGUUAGAUUGUAGUUAUGAUGUCAUAAUUAAUUGGUUUAUUACAUCAUAACCUACAACAUGACUCAGCACAGGUUUAUUGUGACAUCAUAAUAUGGUUUGUUACAUAACAACAAGUUUUACUUGCGAUCCGGAAUGUUAUUGUGAUGUAAUAAAAGAUCAGAUUAUUUAAAAAA
Ciona intestinalis (vase tunicate) is the source of this 4659-nucleotide messenger RNA. Lineage: Eukaryota; Metazoa; Chordata; Ascidiacea; Phlebobranchia; Cionidae. The record is from RefSeq and is a predicted model, not a curated record.